Phyllostomus discolor (pale spear-nosed bat) is the source of this 9581-nucleotide messenger RNA. RefSeq names its product Rho GTPase activating protein 31 (gene ARHGAP31). The coding region runs from base 826 to 5190 and encodes 1454 amino acids. Gene Ontology annotation, biological process: small GTPase-mediated signal transduction. The transcript is spliced from 12 exons. Lineage: Eukaryota; Metazoa; Chordata; Mammalia; Chiroptera; Phyllostomidae. Gene Ontology annotation, molecular function: GTPase activator activity. The record is from RefSeq and is a predicted model, not a curated record.
GGUGGCGCAGGAAGCCGGCGGCUCGGGCGGCGGGUCCUCCUCGGAGAACCGCGAUUUCCUCCCAACUCCAAGCUGCCCGGCCGUCUCCAGAGUCGCCGAGCAACUCCGCGCGGAGCCGGAGCGCGUUCUCUCCCCCACCCCGCACUCCUCAACCCACCCACCUACUUCCUCCGCUCCGUGCUCUCACAGGCACAGAGCUGCCAAAAAUUUCCACCCUCCGCCCCCCUCCCUCGCUAACUUCCUUCCAGCGUUUCCUGAGCUGGAUGAUCCUAGGAUUUGUAAGACAGGAAAAAAAGGAAGGCGUGAGGGCGGGUGAGAGAGACAGGAUGCUUGCUUUUCGUUUUACCGAAGCCGUCUGAGGGCAAGACAGCGGCGCCGGGAAGAGGACCCUCGCAACCCCGCACUGUCUCCUCGCCCCGCGCGGCCGCCGCGUUCCCCGCGCUCGCCCGGGACGUCCAGAAAGGCGGAAAGCCAAGCUCGCCCUUCCUCCCCGGCGGAGGAAAACAGCCGAAGACACUUCAGGAGCCUGUGAAAGUCCCUGAGACUCCAAGUGAGGAAGUGACACUCCCUAGCGAGCCGGCCCGCAGCUGCCAGCUCUGCACGGCCUCCGGCACCGCGGCCCUGGAGGAGCGCGCGGUGCAUUUCAGGCUCCGCGCCGCCCCGCGGGGUCCAUGCGCACAGCCCCGGGCCCAACUUCUUCUGGACGCCCAUGCGGCCCCCUCGAGCCGCGCUGCAGCCGGUGAUCUAACCCCGGAGACAAUCUUCGGCGCGGUGCCAAGCAGAGGGGAGGGGGACACGGAGGGGCAGCCUCUUUGGGACUAACUCAUGAAGAACAAGGGUGCCAAGCAGAAGCUGAAACGAAAGGGAGCCACCAGCGCCUUUGGCUGUGACCUGACCGAGUAUCUGGAAAGCUCAGGACAAGAUGUUCCAUAUGUGUUGAAGAGCUGUGCAGAAUUUAUAGAAACUCAUGGCAUCGUGGAUGGAAUUUAUCGGCUUUCGGGAGUCACCUCAAACAUACAACGGCUAAGGCAAGAGUUUGGCUCAGAUCAAUGUCCAGAUCUGACGAGGGAAGUGUACCUGCAGGACAUCCACUGCGUGGGCUCACUCUGCAAGCUCUACUUUAGGGAGCUGCCCAACCCCCUCCUGACCUAUGAGCUUUAUGAGAAAUUCACGGAGGCAGUGUCACAUUGCCCAGAAGAAGGCCAGUUGGCCCGAAUCCAAAAUGUUAUCCAGGAGCUUCCCCCAUCCCAUUAUAGGACCUUGGAAUACCUGAUUCGACACCUGGCCCACAUCGCCUCCUUCAGCAGCCAGACCAACAUGCAUGCCAGGAACCUGGCCCUCGUGUGGGCGCCAAACCUCCUCAGGUCCAAAGAAAUUGAAGCUACGGGUUGCAAUGGAGAUGCAGCCUUCCUUGCCGUGCGGGUCCAGCAGGUGGUGAUUGAGUUCAUACUGAAUCAUGUGGAUCAAAUCUUUAACAAUGGCGCACCUGGGUCUCUAGAGAACGAUGAAAACCGGCCCAUCAUGAAGAGCCUGACCUUGCCAGCCCUCUCCCUGCCCAUGAAGCUGGUGAGCCUGGAAGAAGCUCAGGCCCGGAGCUUGGCUACUAACCAUCCUGCUCGAAAGGAAAGGAGGGAGAAUAGCCUGCCUGAGAUUGUCCCUCCCAUGGGCACCCUCUUCCACACUGUCCUUGAGUUACCAGACAACAAAAGAAAGCUCUCCAGUAAAUCAAAGAAGUGGAAGUCAAUAUUUAAUCUGGGACGUUCUGGAUCAGACUCCAAAUCAAAGCUGAGUAGAAAUGGGAGCGUGUUUGUCAGAGGACAGAGGCUCUCAGUGGAAAAAGCUACUAUCCGACCAGCUAAAAGCAUGGACUCGCUGUGCUCAGUGCCUGUGGAAGGGAAAGAAACCAAAGGAAAUUUCAAUCGAACAGUCACCACUGGUGGAUUUUUUAUUCCAGCGGCGAAAAUGCAUGGAACCAGCACUGGCAGCUCUUGUGACCUCAGCAAGCAGGAGGGUGACUGGGGUCAGGAGGGGACACCGGCAGGAGCCGAGGGGGGCUUUGACCUGAGCAGUGACCGAGGUCAACUCCAGGGUGCUCAGGCCCGGUUCCCACCUGAGCAGCUGAAGGUGUUCCGGCCCAUCGAGGACCCUGAGAGUGAGCAAACAGCCCCAAAGAUGCUGGGUAUGUUCUACACCUCGAACGACAGUGCCGGCAAGUCUGUCUUCACCAGCAGUCUCUUCCAGAUGGAGCCCUCGCCCCGUCACCAGCGCAAGGCCCUGAACAUCUCUGAGCCCUUUGCUGUGUCUGUGCCCCUCCGUGUGUCAGCUGUCAUCAGCACCAACAGCACCCCGUGCAGAACGCCCCCGAAAGAGCUGCAGUCUCUUUCCAGCCUGGAGGAGUUUUCUUUCCAGGGGUCAGAGAGUGGAGGUUGGCCUGAAGAAGAGAAGCCACUGGGAGCUGAGACUUCUACAGCUUCUGUAUCUAAGAAGGCAGCUCUUGAGGAUGCCAAGCCAGGACCAGAAGCCAUGAAGACAGUGGAAUGCAGCAAAGGCCUUUCCCUGGAGACAGGAGCCCAACUGGAGGAGAAGAAAACCUCAGAAAUCGUCCUGAGCUGUCAACAUUCAAAUGAACCGGAGAAGAGGCAGAAUCCGGAGAAGGUGGUGGAGGAGGGUGGAGAGCCUGGCCGGGUGGAGUCCGGAGGAGCGCUGCAGGAGAGCCCCAGGGCCAGAGCAGAGGCGGUGUUCCUGCCUGAGAUGGAUGAAGAUGAUCUGGCCAGCACCCUGAUCUGGCCUGAGAUUCAACAGGAGCUAAAAAUCAUUGAAUCUGAGGAGGAGCUGUCCUCAGUGCCACCACCUGCUCGAAACAUCAGCCCAACCCAACCCAUUUUUGAGUCAAGUCCAAGGCCUUUUGCUCCCCCAGAGCCAUCUGGGGGCUUACCUUGUGUCUCCACCCCAGCUCCAGUCUCCACCCAUCUGGAAGAGUGGACUAGGGAUCCAGCCAAUCAGAGCACACAGGGGGCUCCCACAGCAGCCAAUAGAGAAAAGCCAGAGACAACUAGCAGUCUCCACGGAUCUGAGACUGAGAAGGGCCAGCGCCCAGAUCCCACCAGCCUGGCUUCUCUGGAAAUCGUCCCAUUUGAGACAGCCUCUCCACAAGCAAGGGUCAAGGUGGGAGGCCCGGGGAACCUGUCUCCUCUGAUCCCAUCUGCUCCACCCCCGCCAACUCCUCUGGAGGAGGCACCUCAAGUCCAGCUGUUGAAGGAUGGGCCUGAAAGGGAAGACUCAUCAAAGAAUGUGAGGACAAAUCCAUAUAUAAACCAGCUGAAGUCCAAAGGCGGUCCUGGGAUCCCCAGUCUUUGUCAGGGAGACAAGUCCUCACCAGGACAAAGUGAGAAACAAAAGUCAAAGAAUGCUGUUCCCGAUGGAAUAGGCUCUGGCUUUCCUAGCUCAGCAAAGGAGGUGGAGACGUCCCCACAAGGAGAAGGGGAUGCAGCCCAUUCAGUACAGGAGCCCUCAGACUGUGAUGAAGAUGACACUGUGACAGAUAUUGCCCAGCAUGGCCUGGAGAUGGUGGAACCCUGGGAGGAGCCUCAGUGGGUGACGAGUCCCCUUCAUUCCCCUACCCUGAAAAAUGUGCAAGAGGCCCAGGUGCAGGGCCCGCAGGGCCCCGGACUAGAGAAGAGGCUCUCCCACAGGCCUAGCCUCCGUCAGAGCCAUUCUCUAGAUAGCAAAACCAUGGCUAAGAGCCAGUGGACUCUCCAGGCUCCCUCCUCCAGCAGCUGUGUGAAUCUUGAAGCAGAGAGGCAUUCUGACCCUCUGCAGCCCCUGGCCCCCAGGAGAGAGCUUACUGGAUGGCAUGAGAAAGCCCUGAGAUCCUUCAGAGAGUUCUCUGGCCUAAAAGGGACAGAGGCUCUUCCCAGCCAGAAGGAACCAGGUAGUUUGCAGCCUAAACCAGCAGAAACCAGCCCUGUCAGCCCAGCAGAGGGAAAGGACCUGGGGACACACCUGGGACACGGCAACCCUCAUACUGAGCAGGGUAGUGUUCCUAGACCAGAGAGCAACAAGGAGAGCUCACCUAGUGCACAGGACAGCACCUCACCUGGGGAGCAUCCCCCAAAGUUACAGCUGAAGAGCACUGAGUGUGGGCCCCCCAAAGGGAAAAAUAGGCCUUCCUCCCUCAACCUGGACUCUGCUGUUCCCAUCACCGACUUCUUCCAGUUUGAGAAUGUGGCCUCAUUUGGUUCACCUGGAAUGCAGGUCCCUGAGCCAGAAGACCCAAAGGUCACAUGGAUGACUUCAUCUCACUGUAAAGUAGACCCCUGGAGGGUUUACUCCCAGGACCCUCAAGAUCUGGACAUUGUUGCUCACGCCCUGACAGGCCGCCGUAACUCAGCUCCCGUCAGUGUGUCGGCUGUGAGAACCUCCUUCAUGGUCAAAAUGUGCCAGGCCAGGGCCGUCCCAGUCAUCCCACCCAAGAUUCAGUACACACAGAUCCCACAGCCACUACCCUCUCAGAGCCCAGGGGAGGAGGGUGCUCAGCCUCUGGAGAGGAGCCAGGAGGAAGCCAGCUCAGCUGGUGGGACUUUUCAGAAACCUGCCAAAGAUGAUUCUUUCUCCUCCUUGGAAGGCCCAAAGGAAGAGAAGCCAAAGCAAGACACAGGAGCCAUGGAGUCCUUGCCAGUGGAUGCCACUGCACCCCACGUGUGUGAAGGACCCGCCCUUUCUCCAGAACCAGGUUUGGCUAACCUGCUGUCCACCCAGGAUGCAGUAGUGCAGUGCCGAAAGCGCAUGUCAGAGACAGAGCCAUCUGGGGACAACCUUCUUUCUUCAAAAAUAGAGCGACCGUCAGGGAGUUCUAAGCCUUUCCACAGGUCAAGGCCAGGAAGACCUCAGAGCCUCAUCUUAUUCAGUCCUCCUUUCCCCAUCAUGGACCAUCCGCCUCCUUCUUCCACAGUGACAGAUUCCAAGGUCCUGCUGUCCCCUAUCAGAAGUCCCACCCAGACAGUUUCCCCUGGUCUUCUUUGUGGGGAGUUGGCAGAAAACACGUGGGUCACACCAGAAGGGGUUACACUUAGGAAUAAAAUGACCAUUCCUAAGAAUGGCCAGAGACUAGAGACCUCCACCAGCUGUUUCUAUCAGCCUCAGCGGAGAUCAGUGAUUCUGGAUGGAAGAAGUGGGAGGCAAAUAGAAUGACUUCAGUUCAUCUUGUGGUGUCUGAAAAAAUGCCAUGACUCAUGUGGGACUUAUUACAGGGCCAAUUCAGCAUUAGUCCAGACACAGGUUAUCCAAGUUUGGGCUUAUUUUGGCUGCUUCUGCUCUUCCUUCAGCCUUUUGGCCACUUAUUAGUCAGGUAAGGGAGAGGAUGAAAUGCUUCCUCCAGUGAGAUUUGGGGCUUGUCUGUGUGUUGCAUUACUCCCCCCUCGCCAUUAUCUAUCUAUUACUGUGGUGAGCUGGAUGUGAUAAUGACUUCUGCAAGGAAAGAGAAAUCUUUCGUCUAUUGGAAAAUGUUGCUACUGAGGUUUGAAAGCCUCCUCUUUACUUCAGGCUUUUUAAUCCUCUUUAAAGCAUGUGUUCUUUUAGACCAGUAUUCUGAUAAGCUUUGUAAACGUGUACUAUCCGUGUACUAUCCGGAACAGAAGCAGAUUUGGAAAAGCUAACUGAUGUACACAGAGAUCUCCCAGUGGGUGGAUUUACUCCUGCCCUUUCCUGAAAUUCCUCCUGGCCUGCCCAAGAUGGCUCCAUGUGCCAGCCUAGAAAAUCAGAAUCCAUACGCAGAGGAAACUCUGAGACUGGCACAGUCUAUGCAGAAUUUCUGGCUCUGGCUUUUAUUAAUGUGGGACUCCAACGACCACUAUCCUGGCCUCUGAUUUAUAAAUCCAGUAGCUGGACAGGAUGGGUGGUGAGCUGAGGGUCACCUCAAAGAAAUGUGCCAAGUCUUCAUUUAUGUAAGCAAUAGUGAUCUGCUUUCAUUCCCAAUAUCACAGUCCAAAAACAGGGUGUCAUCAUAAAGAAAAGCCUCACACAUGGACAAAGCUACACUCCAAGCGGAAUGUGUUUCAGUUGGUGGGGCAGUAGCAGAAAGCAUGUCUAGGUCAGCUUCCCUCUUACACUCUGGGCUGGGACAAGAGUGUGGGAGAAGAUGAGGAAGAGCUCCAGGAGGGGUGGGGAAAGAGCCCUGGCAUGGCAGCCGUCCCUACCACCUGAUGGCCGGCAGCUCUCCUGAAAGUCUAGUUCGUUUUAGCCAGUGGACUCCUUCCUUCCUCCUGCUCCCUUCAUUGCUGAAGGACAGAUUUGAGGCACUCUUUCUUCCACACUCCCCCACCACCACCCACCCCAGGCACUCAACCUUGCCCUUCUCCUGUCUGUUUAAAAGCAGAAGCAAUAAACCAACCUGAUUUUUUGUCAGUUAUUUAGAACCUCAAAUGGCUCUUUCCUUUUCAGCUGCAGAGAGGAAAAAGAACUAAUAACCUGCUGGCAUGUUUUUGGUGCUUCCCCACAAAGGGCCUCACAGGAGCACUUCUCAAGGCAAAACCCAUCAGGGUAUCAACAUUUCACCUUCCAAGACAGCUAAAUUGUUUGAAAAACAAAGAAAAGUAGGCCUAUUUUUAGCUCUGUGCACCUCCUCUCAGAUUCAAGUCUGGUUGAACUCUGCCCAGAAGCUCAGUCACUGCAGAAAUUUCUCUUAAGAGCCAGCAGUACCCCUGGGCAGAUCUCACAACCAAGGCGGAGUGCUCGGCUGGGUAGGAGGUGAACUAAAGUUGCCUCCUCCAGUGAGAAACUGGAAGCUGGUAUCUUGCAAGAGAUACAUAGUCAUCUCUCCCUUCUUCCCUGAUAAACCGUAGAAACCAUUUUUGAAAACUCAUCCUAUACCUUUUAAGCCACUGUCUAUCACAGGGGUACACGUCUCCGGUAGGGGCAGGCCAGCUGCUGAGUUUUGCUUUCAGAGGCACUGAGGUGAGUGAGCAGGGGGUGCAGUCAAUAGGCCUUUGGUCAGGGUCUUUGCAUUCUCAUUAGCUGAGCAAGACAUCAGACCAGCAGCCAAAGAGAUGUCAACCCCUAAGAAAAGCCUUAGAGUAGAGCAUUUUCCCCCCUAGGGAAGCAAAGUGAAGAAGUCUAGUGGUGACAGAUGAGAAAGGCCAUGUUCUGGAGAUUUGAAAAGUACAUUCCUACCUUAUCAGAAAAUGUGGGCAGAUAGAUAGGCUUUCUAUCAGUCUCAGUGGGCUGUGGAGUCUACGCUUUGAUAAGGACCCCGCUUUGAUAAGGACCCCGUUCCAGUUAGUGAUAGAGGAUGGGAACUGCUCUUUGCUUCACCAUCAGAACUCUGAGCUGAGUAAUGAAACAUUUCAACUAUUUUGUGAUUAUUUUAAAUCUUUGUAACAUGAACAGAAUGUUUUUAUUUGGGCACAGACUGAGAAGCCACUAGUUACAUGUUAACACGUGAGUCCAAUUUGAGGCGCACAUGUUGAUUCGUUAAAUGGCCGCCAUGUUCCUGAGAACCUCAGGGUUCUCAUCUUUCAUUCCUGGCAUCAUCUUCAGUAGUGUGGUGGGGGUGUGGACGUCAUCAUGUGACACAAUGACCACUGUCUGGAGACACUUCCUACUCUGAGCUUCUGGGCCAGUCGGUACAGAAGGCCUAGGAAGCAGACUCACUUCUUAGUCAGCUGCUCAGCUGCUGAAGUGCGUGCUUCUCCUGUGACUGCCACCCAGCCUGGCAGCUCUCACAAACGUGCUCACACACUUCCCGUAGCCUGGCGCUGAAGGAAUUCCAUUCCGACGCAAAGAAAGCUUAUUAUAUAUCGCCCCUGAAAUUGUUCCUCCAAGUGCCCUGAGAUGACCUGUCUGGUCACCCACUUGGGACUGAAAUGAGAAUGGCUGGUUGGGAAUCAGACCCCACCCAGGGGAGGGAGAGGAGAGGAGAGGAGCUGCUGUUUUUAGGAGGAUCUCCAGAGUGCCCUAGAAAGGGCUGCAGAAUCACAUUCUCUAAGGGCGACUUCAGAUCAACCAUCAGUCCUCAAAAUGGGGUGGGGAGUGGUGGCUGAUUUUAAGUGUAGAAUUUGAAGUGUUUUCUUUCAGAGUUAAUGGUUGCUUAAGAUAAUAACCUAUAUUUAUUGACAGAAUUGCCUUUCCAUGCCAACCUUUUUUUUUUUUUUCAAAAUGGACUAGAUAGAAGGGAUUGGUCUUUAUUCUCUGUUUCACAUGGAAUAUGAAGAGAUCUGACCAAGAACCCCUUUAAGACACUAUUAGCCUAAAAAUCAAAACAUUGAUCACAUCAAAAUUCUGGAUCCUGGGGAAAUUAAAAAUGUAAACAUCAUUCCCCUCAACAGAAAAUAUUUAUCAAGAGCGUAGUAAUACUGCACUGGGUACUUUAGAACUCUUAAAUUCUUGAGUCUAAUGAAAAAGGGGAAAGGGAUGAUAGCAAAUGAAACAGCCUGUAAACAACCAGCAGCAAGAUUUAAAACCAUUAAGUUACGAAAUGAACGUGGAAGGGAGAAAAUGUAGUAACUAGCAUCUUUUAGUAGGAUUAUUAGUGUUCCAGGUCACCUACUGGCUGUGGUCAAAUAAACACAUUACAAAUGCGUUCCAAUAGAAAGUACUAGGGAGACAUUCAGGUGCUGAGAUAGAUUUUUGCUUUGAUCUUUACAAAAAUUAGAGUAGUAACUAAGUAUAAAUAGUCCUGUGGUUUUGCAUGGUCUUAACUGGUUUGGUUGUGAAGUCCUGUUGGAUCUCUGCAAACCUGCAAGGUGGUACCAGUGUUCCCUACUCCUUGAGUGGUUUCAGAGCCUUCUGCCAUCACAGAAUGGAUUAACUCCUGUUGAUGAAUUUUAGGUCCAAGGUAAACUAUUACUUUCAUAUCUAAUGUUUAGCAAAUGACAACCACAUUUGACUAAAAUUAGGUGGGACAGUUGUUUGUCUACACAGGCUUUGGGUUCCUCCCUGAAGAGGGACUGGGGAACAAAGAUUCAGUUAUCUAGGAUUGGAAUGGGAGAGGUUCGGGGUAGGGCCAAUUCCCAUCAGGAUUGAUUAGAGCUAGACUCCACCACAGUCGGUCCUAUCGGAUGACAAUAUAAAUCUUGGGGUUAAGUGUUGCCAGGAGUAUAAUUUCAGGCACUUCCAACAGGAAGUUCAACUCAAAAUUCGGAAUAACAAAGAAUGUGUCCUUGUCAACACCUUUUCUAGCAAAGACCAGGCCAGGAGAGGGAGCGAACACCUUUCUGAGCAUGGAGAGGAGUGGGAGAUAGGAGGGUAAUUGCCUGAGAUCAGUGCCAGCCCAAUAGGAUAAAACUGAGGAACAUCAGAGACUGAUUGGCACCCAGAUCACUUUGUAGCCUUGACAUUCAUGAGCAAGGCAGGGAUCACUACUCGAUGAGGCUGAAGGAGGUUGUUACUAAGAAGGAGAAACCCAUGAAGUACAUAGCCAUGCAUUUUACUGGAGGAAUCACAAUGCUUUGCAAUAACUUAAUGUCACCGUACUUCCUGGUGUAUAACUCUGCAAGGUAAAGAAGCACUUUUUCAAAGGAGUUGAUUAGAAAGCCAAAUGAUUUCAGCUGUUUGUUGAGCUUAACAGAUGUUUCCAAAGAUAUAAU